Messenger RNA from Verruconis gallopava, 1291 nucleotides. RefSeq lists its product as uncharacterized. Gene Ontology annotation, cellular component: cytosol; spliceosomal complex. The record is from RefSeq and is a predicted model, not a curated record. Bases 81 to 896 code for a protein of 271 amino acids. The transcript has 2 exons. Gene Ontology annotation, biological process: mRNA cis splicing, via spliceosome. Lineage: Eukaryota; Fungi; Ascomycota; Dothideomycetes; Venturiales; Sympoventuriaceae.
UGAACAAGUCCGAUCAACAGAGAAGCAAUAGCGCUGCAGUCUUGGCCACCAGUAGGAUCUAAAUAUUCAGCCAACCCAACAUGCCGCUCGAGAUCGUCACAGAAUGUCCUCAGCAGGACCAAUUCACUCCGCUGUCUGAGCAUCAGGAACAGACCCCGUCCGUGUUCUUCGGCGCGAAGCCUGUUCUCCACCACCACGCUGCAGGAGUCAAGCUAGCCGUAAGGAGAUCAGAAUUUGGCCAAAGUGAAGCAUUGCAACAGCUGGAUCCCUCGCCUGGCGACGCCACGGAGGACUUGAUCCUAGAGACGGACGUUUGGGUCACGUCGAAAAACGUGAUCUUGUAUUCUUCAAAGGCUUCAAAAGGCGUCAGCGUCGACUAUCCAACGAUCGCUCUGCACGCGCUGGGUUCACAGGAUGGCGAGGCAGCCGUCUACCUGCAGCUAGACCUUCAUGACAAGGAUCUGACGAACGACGAUGAGGAUAUUCAGACCUUAACGCUGCAUCUCAUUCCUGGCGCUGAGCCGAGGACUGAGAGCAACGGAGACGCUAAUGGUCACGCUGACGGUCGUCACGCCACGAACGGUGCGCUUCCCGCCAACAGUUCUGCGGCCAAAGCUCUGUUUGAGGCUCUGUCCGCGUGCGCCGAUCUUAACCCAGAUCCAGCGGACGAGGACGAAGAAGAUGAUGGUUCAGGAAUGCCCGAGCCUGGCGCAGGUGGGUGGAUCACCUCAGACAAUAUGCACGAGUUCAUGGAUGAAAGCGGAAACUGGAUAGGCCCUGAAGUUCCCGUUCUAGGUGCGGGUGCAGGACAAGUACGAAGCAGGGAUGCCGUUGACGACGAGGAAGAAGACCCGGGUGACGAACAUGACGAAACAAAAUGGAGAAGAACAAGCUGAGAGGCUUGCUACCUUUUCAAGUCACCUUUUCCCCCCCAAUCGAUUGUGAGCACGUGGAUGAUGCUCCAGCGAAUUGUCGAUCAUAUAUGUAAAAGAAGCCGAGCGUCGAAGAAGUUACUUAUACGAGAGCCUAGGCUGUGGGCGGAAUCAAUUGCAUUUGCGGAAGCGUCAGCUCCUGGCACGCGCGUGUGUGUGUGUGCGUGCAUCUGUUCAGUGAGCGCAAUUGAAGGAAAAGGGCAAAGGGGCAGAUUCAACUGAAGGAGCUGCUCUCAUAUACAUAAGGAACCUUAACAUGUUCUUGCAACAAAGAUGCUCUCGUGAGACACGCAGUGCAUCAUGAAACUACAAGAUAGAUACUACGUAUAUUCAAGCAUAAUCGUGUGAACACUUUGAAC